UGAGUCCGGAAACCAAUCAGAUGCGACGUACUGGCUUCCUGAGGCGGGACGACGGUGAGAGUUUUUAUUUUCUCCGUAGACGCUUUAUUGUUCCUCUCUGCCCGCAGUUGGUUAGUGUUGCGGGAGGUGGGAGCGAUGCAUUGAUUCGCGAGGAGGAAAGGCCCGUCUUCGCCGCCGUAGUUGGCCCAGACAGGCCUCGGCAAUGUCCGGAAGCAGGCCAUCGCCGCAGCACCCUCCGGCCGGGCCGGGUGCUGCGGGCCCUCCCGGCUCCUCCUCGACCUCCUCGGUCACCACUUCGGCCUGCUUGGGCACCACGAUGGCGACAGGCACCGCGAUGGCGUCGGGCUCCUCAGCGGUCCCCUCGCGACCCGUGUUGGUGGCGGCCGCCGUGUCCGGAUCCUCCUGCAGCGGGGGCCUUUCUCGCCUGGCGGGGACCCGAGUCGGGAGCGGCAGUGGCGCAGCCAGCAGCGGCACCAGGAAGAGGCCGCUUCUGACUCCGCUUUGCAACGGCCUUCUGAAUUCCUACGAGGACAAAAGCAACGAUUUCGUCUGUCCCAUCUGCUUUGAUAUGAUUGAAGAAGCUUACAUGACAAAAUGUGGACACAGUUUCUGUUACAAAUGUAUUCAUCAAAGCCUGGAAGAUAACAACAGGUGUCCCAAAUGUAAUUAUGUUGUGGAUAACAUUGAUCAUCUAUAUCCCAACUUUUUAGUGAAUGAGCUCAUCCUUAAACAGAAGCAAAGAUUUGAGGAAAAGAGAUUCAAAUUGGACCAUUCAGUGAGUAGCACCAAUGGGCACAGGUGGCAAAUAUUUCAAGAUUUGCUGGGAACAGACCAAGACAAUCUUGAUUUGGCCAAUGUUAACUUAAUGUUGGAACUUCUGGUGCAGAAGAAGAAACAACUGGAGGCAGAGUCCCAUGCUGCCCAGCUGCAGAUUUUGAUGGAAUUCCUCAAGGUUGCCAGGAGAAAUAAGAGAGAGCAGUUAGAGCAAAUCCAGAAGGAGCUGAGUGUUUUGGAAGAUGAUAUUAAACGAGUAGAGGAAAUGAGUGGCUUGUAUUCACCAGUCAGUGAAGACAGCACUGUGCCCCAGUUUGAAGCGCCGUCUCCUUCACACAGUAGCAUUAUUGAUUCUACAGAAUAUAGCCAACCUGGAUUUAGUGGCAGUUCCCAGACUAAGAAACAGCCAUGGUAUAAUAGUACUUUAGCUUCAAGGAGGAAGAGACUUACAGCUCAUUUUGAAGAUUUGGAACAAUGCUACUUUUCUACCAGGAUGACUCGUCUAUCAGAUGAUAGUAGAACCUCAAACCAGCUGGAUGAAUUUCAAGAGUGCCUGUCUAAGUUUACUCGCUACAAUUCUGUUCGACCUUUGGCAACACUAUCUUAUGCAAGUGAUCUCUACAACGGAUCUAGCAUAGUCUCAAGUAUUGAAUUUGAUCGAGACUGUGACUAUUUUGCUAUUGCGGGAGUCACAAAGAAGAUUAAAGUCUAUGAAUAUGGCACAGUCAUUCAGGAUGCAGUUGAUAUUCAUUAUCCAGAAAACGAAAUGACAUGUAAUUCCAAAAUCAGCUGUAUCAGCUGGAGUAGUUACCACAAAAACCUUUUGGCCAGCAGUGACUAUGAAGGAACAGUGAUCUUAUGGGAUGGAUUCACAGGGCAACGUUCAAAAGUCUAUCAGGAGCAUGAAAAAAGAUGCUGGAGUGUGGACUUUAACUUGAUGGAUCCUAAACUCUUGGCUUCAGGUUCUGAUGAUGCAAAAGUGAAGCUAUGGUCAACCAACCUGGACAAUUCAGUAGCAAGCAUUGAGGCCAAGGCAAAUGUGUGUUGUGUAAAAUUCAGCCCUUCAUCCAGGUAUCAUCUUGCUUUUGGCUGUGCAGAUCACUGUGUCCACUACUACGAUCUUCGGAACACUAAACAGCCCAUUAUGGUCUUCAAAGGGCACCGCAAAGCUGUUUCAUAUGCAAAGUUUGUUAGUGGAGAAGAAAUUGUUUCUGCGUCAACAGAUAGCCAGCUAAAGUUAUGGAAUGUAGGGAAGCCACAUUGUUUGCGUUCUUUUAAGGGUCACAUCAAUGAGAAGAAUUUUGUAGGCUUGGCAUCUAAUGGAGACUAUAUUGCCUGUGGAAGUGAAAAUAAUUCACUUUACCUGUACUAUAAAGGUCUCUCAAAGACACUGCUAACCUUCAAAUUUGACACUGUCAAAAGUGUCUUGGACAAAGACCGUAAGGAGGAUGACACAAAUGAAUUUGUCAGUGCUGUAUGCUGGAGGGCACUACCAGAUGGGGAGUCCAAUGUAUUGAUUGCUGCUAACAGUCAGGGUACAAUUAAGGUACUGGAACUGGUAUGAAAGGUUUUCUCUCUCUCUCAAGGAGUGGAAUACUUGAUACAGCUUUCAUCUGAAGUUCUCAGUGGGGCACAAAAAUGAAGAUAAUUUGCUCUUCCUUCUCAGAGUGGUCACAUUUUGGGGGUGGGAGUUCUUUUCUUUUAUGGAUACCCUUAGGGCAAGUUGGGACUCUGAGAAGUACCAGUGGAUUCAGAAUUCAGAACCAUCAACAUUAACUGCACAGACUUGCUGCUGCUGAUUCUAUUGCUUAUCUGAUUUUUAUGAUGGGGUGGGAGGAAUGAAUGGAUUCCUUUAAAUAAAGCAGGUGCUGAUGCAGGAAAGGAAUGGUGAAUAUUCAUUGAACUAGACAGAAACAGGAUAUCCCUUUGUUGAUAGGCAUGGUAACAGAUUUGCCUUGUUGAAUGAUUUCUGUGAGAAGUAUGCUUUGAACCAUGUUCUGGAUUAUUCCUACUGGUCUUUUUUCUGGUUAGUCCAAAAAGUCUGGUAAACUGUCUAAUCCUGACUGGAACAUUGUGAGCAUGCAUCUGACUUGAGACCCUCAAGUGAAAUUUCAUUUAAUAUUUUUUAUUUUAUUUUUCAAAUGAUAUGUUCAGGUCAUUUUUUACUAUUCAACUAUUGAAGCUCUCUGUACAACUAACUAGUGCAGACUCUCCCAGUCUGAGGGAGGGCAUGUAAGCAAUUUUAUUUCCAAGCCCAUCUGCUCCUUCACCAGCUCUCAUGCCUGCCAGCUAUAUAAGGAUCUCAUCUGUGAUGUAGACAUGUGUUGAAUGAGAGCAGAUGUGACACGACAUAGUUAUCCCUAUACAAGCCACUAAAUUGUCAGUAACUAAUGACUUUCUGUCUCUUCUGAUUUGAGUGGCUAUUGAAAUUGCUUCACGAAAGGCAACAGUGCCUAUCCACACAUUACUGUCCCCAAUUUGUUCAUUCCAAUCAUCUCACUACUUGUGUCAUUUGUAAAAGCCAAGCAUUUUGAAUGUUGUAAUAUAUUUUGGGACAGGCUUUGGUAGCCUUAUUUUUUGAAUAAACAUGCAUAUUCUUAAUUGUACAAGUGAAUGGGAAAUAAACUGAUUCCAAAUA
Molecule: messenger RNA, 3412 nt
Organism: Pantherophis guttatus
Lineage: Eukaryota; Metazoa; Chordata; Lepidosauria; Squamata; Colubridae
Gene: COP1
Product: COP1 E3 ubiquitin ligase
Biological process (GO): proteasome-mediated ubiquitin-dependent protein catabolic process
Molecular function (GO): protein binding; ubiquitin protein ligase activity
Source: RefSeq, a predicted model, not a curated record